CUCCGGCUCUGCAGCCGCCACCUGUGCCUCGCGAAAACCGAAGGCUGAGCUGAAUCUCCGUUGCUGGGACUGUCUUCGGCGCCAGUCACAGGUGCUCGGGGUCCGAGCUGAAGCCUCCUUUUCUGCUCCCACUACGAAGUUAUCCCCCGGCCCUCUUCACGCGCUCAUCAGCCAUCCGGCUCUGCAGGCAGGCGACUCCGGCGGUCCCGGAGUGUGGUAUCUGCCUGAAGAGCCUUUUACUUUAAAAGGAAAGAUGCUGUCCCCACGUGAGAAAAAGCUAGAGAAGCUGGAUCCAUUUUAUCGGCCAUCAUUGUCAAGGCAGAAGACCAGUGCAGAAAUUAUAAGUGAGGCACGAAAUUCAUUACGGACAGUUAGGACUCAGAGACCAUUUACUCCACAAGAAGAUCAAAGAAAAUUGUUUGGACCCGCAUCUUCAAGAACACCUGAAAAUAGACCUCCUUCUUCUUUCAGCCUCCAUGCGUCCAGUUUUGAGUCGUCUGAUUGUAGGCCCAUCUCUGGAGCACGUCUCAGUCCACUAGAACUUAAACCAAAAGCUCCAGCCUCUCCAAACCCCGAGGAGGGCCCCUGCGCUUCCUAUCCUAGACCCCCCGUGGACCCUGCGAAGAUCCGCCGCAUCAGUAGCGCUCGAGCGCGCUUGUUCAGGGCGGCCUCCCAGGGUACUCUUCUGCCGGACAGGACCCUUCCUCCCGCCGAGCCAAAGAAGACAGUGGAAUCCAAAGAAACGAUUAUAAGGGGUGACUCUCUGGUGAAAAUUAAUGGGAUGUACUUAACAGAAUCACAUGCCAUGGACCACUUGAAGAGUCAGCCAUAUCAGCUAAGUUACAAUGGCGGCUUUGGUGAGAUUAAGGAACAAGAAAUGUUCAAAGGGGCAACAUCCUUGCCAUCUCGUCUUGGAAGUGGAGGGGACCCCAGCAAGAGGCAGGCAAGGACCUCAUCAUGUCCUAACAGCCCAAGCCUGAGCAGGCUGGAAACCAAAGCAGCCUCAAAAGCCAGCUUGCAAGAAACAGAUCCAGAAAUGGAAGGAGAGGAUGUCUUUUGGAAUACAAGGAUCGUGCCAAUUUUGCAUGAAUUAGAAAGCGAAAACAUCGAAACGGUCUGUGUGGCUUGCACACAACUUCAUCAUGCUUUAGAGGAAGGAAACAUGCUUGGAAAUAAGUUUAAGAGAAGAAGUGCUCUCCUGAAGACCCUCUAUAAACUAGUUGAUAUUGGCUCAGACUUGCUAAGCCUUAAACUUGCAAAACUUAUCCUAGCACUUAAAGUGAGUAGGAAGAAUCUUCUUACUGUCUGCAAACUUAUAUUUAAAAUUAGCAGAAGUGAGAAGAAUGAUUCUCUGAUACGAAAUGACAGCAUUCUGGAAUCAUUAUUGGAGGUCCUCAGAAGUGAAGACAUACACACUAAUACCGAAGCUUUUUUAUACUGUAUGGGAACUAUCAAAUUUAUUUCUGGAAACCCGGAAUUUCUUAAUGAAGUGAUCAACAAAGGUGCUGUGGAAAUAUUGAUGAAUUUGGUAAAGCAAAUUACUGACAACACCAAAGAAUGUGGUACCUGUUUGCCUAAUUCAGGACACUUAUUAGUCCAAAUGACUGCAACACUGAGACACUUGGUUGAUUCUCCGAUAGCAAGAAGUAAGUUGCUGAGCAUUGGUGCUUUCCCUGAGCUAUGCACAGUGAUGGAGCAGUGCCUGGAUGACAAGGAUAUCUGCACCAAUAUCGCCAGAAUAUUCAGCAAACUCACUACUUACCAUGACUGCUGUGUGGCCUUGGCUAAUUAUCCCAGAUGUCAUGCCUUGUUUUUGAAUUCGAUAAACAAACACCAGCAGAAGCAGGAUUUAGUCGUUCGGAUUGUUUUUAUCCUUGGCAACUUGACAGCGAAAAACAAUCAGGCUCGGGAACAGUUUUCCAAAGAGAAAGGGAGCCUCCCAACACUGCUGUCACUGUUCCGUGCCUUCUCCCAGCCAGACCUGCAUUUCUCUGGGCUUUGCGACGAAGGCCGAGAGCUGCCCAAGGCAAGGGCCCAGGCCGAGGAUGUGCUCAUCAAGCUGACCCGUGUCCUGGCCAACCUCGCUAUCCAUCCGGCCAUCGGGUCGGCCAUGGCCGCCAACCCGCACAUAGUGCGCCUGCUCCUGUCCACGCUGGAGAACAAGUCAAUCGAUGAUUGUGAGGAGCUGGUGAUCAAUACAACAGCAACAAUCAACAACUUAUCUUACUACCAAGUGAAGAAUUCCAUCAUUGAAGACAAAAAGUUGUAUGUUGCUGAAUUGCUCCUAAAGCUUCUUCUGAGCAGCAACAUGGAUGGAAUCCUGGAAGCCGUGCGUGUCUUUGGGAAUCUCUCCCAGGACCGUGACAUCUGCGAUUUCAUUGUGCAGAAAAAUGUCCACAAGUUCUUGAUCGCCCUACUGGAUGCCAAGCAACAGGAUAUCUGCUACUCUGCCUGCGGCGUCCUCCUCAAUCUCACCGUGGACAAAGACCGGCGAGUCAUCCUGAAGGAAGGAGGGAGCAUUAAAAAGUUAGUGACUUGUUUGAGAGAGUUCGGCCCCACUGAUUGGCAGCUGGCCAGCUUGGUUUGCAAAACCUUGUGGAACUUCAGUGAAAAUAUCACCAACGCCUCUUCCUGUUUUGGAGACGAAGAUGCCAACACUCUCUUGGUUCUGCUAUCGUCAUUUUUAGAUGAAGAACUGGCAUUGGAUGGCACUUUUGACCAAAAGUUAAAAACUUAUCACAAACUCCACUGGGAAACAGAAUUCAAACCUGUGGCACAACAGCUUCUGCACCGAAUUCAGACUCACCACAGCUUCUUGGAACCACUGCCUGUCCCUUCUUUCUAGCAGAUAUAGAUCGUCACAGGAAGUCAGGUCUCCAUUCAAAAGUGGUAACAAGCCUGAAGUUUUUGUUCAGUAUUAAUAUGGAAAGUUUUUCAGGAAUUGAAUUAAGGGAGUAGUCUUAAGUAUUUUAAAAGAAAUUAGCAUUUCUUCUUGUUUAGGUAUAGAAAAAAUGAAUAUAUGUUUAAUUUCUGCUAUGAGAAAUGUAAAAUGCAAAUACAUACUU
Molecule: messenger RNA, 3065 nt
Organism: Sorex araneus (European shrew)
Lineage: Eukaryota; Metazoa; Chordata; Mammalia; Eulipotyphla; Soricidae
Gene: ARMC2
Product: armadillo repeat containing 2
Exons: 18
Coding region: 254-2845 (863 amino acids)
Biological process (GO): sperm axoneme assembly; cilium organization
Molecular function (GO): protein binding
Source: RefSeq, a predicted model, not a curated record